This is a messenger RNA of Dermacentor albipictus, 4288 nucleotides long. RefSeq names its product glutamate receptor ionotropic, kainate 5-like. Gene Ontology annotation, molecular function: ligand-gated monoatomic ion channel activity. Gene Ontology annotation, cellular component: membrane. Lineage: Eukaryota; Metazoa; Arthropoda; Arachnida; Ixodida; Ixodidae. The record is from RefSeq and is a predicted model, not a curated record.
ACGCGUCACUUUUCGCAGCCGGGCAGUAGGCGACGAGAUGCCGGCGCCGGAACACGUCGUUUUGCUAUUGCGUCGUGCCGUGCGUGCGCUACCUUGGCGGCGUGUGCUGUGUGCAGUCGGCGUUGCGGUCACUGCGUGGUUGUGCUACUGGUUCCUUGAAACGUGAAUGAGGAAAGUAUAAACAUGCCAUGUGAUUGUUGUGUGCCAGAGUGCCGCGCAUUACCACCAACGAGCCGGAGGUACCCUUUUUCUCCUUCCUGAAGAAAGAAAGCAGCCGAUAUAAGUGGCUACGAGCAGUCUCACGGAAGGAAUACGAAAUACCUCCUCUACGAAGAAUCUUCUCCGGCUCUGCUCAUCAGCAAAAGCUUCUAGGAUGGCGCGAAAAGCACGCUUGCAGCUGGCCCAGGUCGGGGCGGUGUUCCUUGGCGACACCUUCCUUGGCGGCCCGUCGUCACGGAGCGAAUGAUGUGGCCGGUAUAUCAAACCGCCGUGUAUCGGGAUGGCAAGCUGUUCAUGGCGGGUGCCGGAGGAAAUGCGCUCAGUGCUGUCGCCAGCAGCUUGAACUUCACAUACACGCUCACACAAGGGCAUAACUACGGCAUCCGUUUGCCGAAUGGAUCGUGGACUGGAAUGGUCGGUGCUCUCCAGAGAGGGGAAGCCGACGCCGCCCUGUCUGUGAUGACACUAAGCCUAGAACGACACUCCGUUGUGCGCUUUGGUCCAUGCAUUGACACGGUCGCUUUCAGCAUGCUGGCAAGCUCUUCCCCAGCUCACUUUGACGCCUUCGGCUACAUCCACGCUUUUGGCAUUGAGGUGUGGCUCGCCGUUCUUGUGUGCAUAAUCUGCCUGUCAUGUCUACUAGCCCUCAGUAGCUGGAAGACAUUGUCAAUUCAACGCAGAAACUGCGCGACCUUUUUCCACUGGACCUACUGCUACUGCUGGGGACUUCUUGGUCUGCUCUUCGCUGAAAGCUCACCGAGACGCUACUCGCUCACGUCGCAGCGACUGCUCAUGACUGUGUGGUUAAUGACCGUUGUCGUGCUGUCGAACACUUUCGGUAGUCUACUGAAGUCUAAGCAAGCCGUGUUCAACUUCAAGCCCGAGGUGGACGGAGUCGAUGACCUUGCAGCGAGGCCUCAUCUCACGCCUAUUGUACCGAAGGGAAAUUACUUUGAGACAUUUGCGCAGUUUAGCCGUUCGAAGUCGGUGAAGAAAGUGUGGGAGCGGUCGCGCGCCCGAGGGGCCUUCUACGUGCCUGCGCAGCUCUUCUCAGACUCUUCGAUGGCGCAGGUAGCCGCGCACCGCGCUGUGAUUCUCUGCGAGCAUGGCUCGAUACUGCUCCAUAUGGCCGACUUCUGCGAGCGCCAGAACAUCCGCACCUUCGUCGUUGCCAGCCAGCCACUCGACAAGUCACCCUACGGCUACAUUUUCUCCAAGCACAUUGACAAGGACUUCUUUAGAAAACUCUUUGACAAGUACCGUCGACUUCAGGAGACCGGUCUGAUGCCCAAGUGGAUGGCCGACAGCCAGGGCAAAUGGGAGCGCUGCAUUCAGUCCAAGGACAAUAUUGUGAAGAGCAUCGGUCUCAUGGACACCAUGCCUUUCUUUCUGCUAUGGGGCGUCAUGUGCGGCCUAGCCUUCUGUGCCUUUCUCAGCGAGCUGGGUCUCACCAUACUGCUCCAAGGCCUCCGAGCCAGCAGACACUGAUCCGGCGCGGGAAUGUGUACUGCUGGGAUAGAAAGGCGCAACGUCGAACACUGACAGCGUGUAAACGCAUUACGUGAUCGCUUGCUUACAACUGAGCCUGAACGCACUAGUGUAGAUGUUAGAGAAUUUGUCAGCAACCAUUGCGCCAUGCACUGCGUGCACGUUCAGAACAGUAGUGUUAGCACAAGCAUCCCUAAAAAAAAUUGAUAAUGACUUUGCCAAGUGUUGAGCAAAUGCAGAUUGUAGUCGUAGAAUUUAGCGAUCGUAGUUAUAUUUAGACGGAGCUUCGCGCUUUCCUGAAAACUGUGUAAUUUUCCGUAAAAAGCUCAGCCUUUUGGAAAAUAAAUAUACCCGGAAGAUAUCUACCCUUGUUACUGGCGAUAAGCAGUGAUUAAUAUCUGCGAUAUUAAGCGCUCCUUAAACAUGAAAACAAUAACAUGAACAAACGUUUUUACGCAAAGGCAAAGCGUCCUAACUAGCAGACUCAUUGUAAGUUAAUGAACAUUUGUAAACGAAUACAAAAUAAAAGUUAGGGCGGAUAAGGAUAUGUUCAUUCUUAAACAUUUUCCCAUGCCAGCCAUUGUACCGAAACAUAUAGAAAAAAAACUCAUUCCUCUCAGACGUGCAGUAAAACGGCCUCACAUUUGCCAACUAUUGCACCCCGUGUAAGGGUGAGGAUUAUGAGUUUAGUUUAUUUCUUUUUUUUCUGGCCUUCUGGAGAAUUAAAAAUGGUCAAGACCAUUUAGAUGAUUGGUAAAUGAAGCGCGCACUAUGGAGCGUUUCGUUAUCGGUUGAUGCAGAAGCUAUAGAUAAAUAGAGUGAGUGCUCUCAUAUUGUAGUCGAAGGUAUGGUAACAUAAACAGUAAUCAACAUCAAAUUCCAGAGUGCACGCUAAGCUCUAGUAUUUGCUAUUUUCUUAUAACUAUAUCACUAAGCUGGGUAAAUGCCUAAUAGCUUGAAAUUUCCGCAUGUUGUUCCUGGUCUUCCGCAAAAAGUGACACCACUCAGCUGACUACAUAGCCAUGCUAAUUAGUCCUGCAAGAGGAAGAUAUUUUUGUGUGUUUUUCUCCCCAACGAAGUUGAAGUUCAUUAGAUGUAUAUAUAUACGCACUUUAUUCUUCUUGCAGUAAGCCAAUGCAAUCCUCUUCGAAAACAUGCGCUACAAAUACAAACAGAGAAGCUUUUGUAGUAGCACUACAAGACUCUUUAAAUGUGGAAUUUUUCCUACCUACUGUGGUUAUUUUCAGAGCAGCUAUAACUAUUUCCUUUUAUUGGUUCUUCAAAGCUGCUAUUCUUUUUAAAACAUCAGAGCUUAUAAAAGUAAUUUUUUUAUAAACGCAUACCCACAUAAUUAUUUAUUGCGCCUGUGAACAUAUGAGAAAUCAAUUUACGACUUGCAUUUCGUAUUCAGCUUUACUGGAUCAUUUUGGUGCAUGUCUCACAUACGGUCUUUCUAGCGGGUAUUGCAUCUACUAAGGUAUUUCACAACAAUUUUUUUAUGGAUGUUCCUUGAUUAUACGCGUGUUUAAGUCGUUGCUUAGUUUAUAUUACACUUACGUUAAACAUCAGUACAAGAAAGGUGGCGGGAGGGAAGAAUUUUUUCUCUAAACCGAGAACAUAAUUAAACCGCGCUUACGAGCUUAACAUAAUGUUUAUUCAUGAGUUAAAGAUAUGCAAUCUGAGGUGUCGUGCACGUAGUCGGUCUAAAGAAUAUGUGAGCUGAAGCUACUCAAAUUACAACUCGGCCAAAACUGAGCUUCCGGCACCACCUGGUAAGCCGACGCUAAGUUCGCGGUGAAAAACACACGCAGCCGACUACAUUAACAAAAAAAAACUGCUGUACCCAAACAGGCAUGCCAGUGAGUUUACAGUACCAAUCCCUGAAUAAAUUUCGAGGCAAUUUCAACAAGACAUGCACUGGUUACCACAGAUUUUCCCAUGACCACAUGCUCUGGACGUCACAUUCAAACACACAAUAAAAAUCUAAUGUAGGUCUAAUGUGCAGGUAAAUCAUUAUCAGUCUGUCUCUUUGCGUGCCCCAUCGAUUAUUACAUAUGCUUCUGAAUAUUCGAAUUGAACGGAAAACCUUAGCAGUUACAUGUUCAAUAUGUAAAGCUGCCAGUUAAGAUUUUCGUCAUAAAUAUUUCCGAGAUACCUGGUUUUUUUCCGCUUGCGAAUAGUUGCAGGUCGUAUGAAAAGAAUUUUUUCACUGGGUCUUGUAGGGAAAGACAUGAACAGCUGUCUUGUCUACAGCGAAAGACAAUUAGAUAUUAUCCAGCCAUGCUUCUAAACUGAAAAAAAAGUUUGCAAGCACUCAUAAACGUACUGUAUACCACUUGCCGAAGCAAAGGAAGCUAUAUAUCAUCAGUGUAAGCGUGGGUGUCUAAAUUUUUAUGAGAAGGAAUGGGCUUGACCAAGAUGUGAAACAAAAGCGGGAAGAAAACUGCACCUUUGGUAAUGCCGUACGUUUGUUUAAAUUUUCCCUAUGAAAUUCAACUUUGUGCACAAUAAAACUCUCUACGCUGUAAAAGCUCCGCUGUUCACUGUACAAAUUAUAAAGGUAAAACAAUGUCAUGCAUCA